Molecule: messenger RNA, 6650 nt
Organism: Thermothelomyces thermophilus ATCC 42464
Lineage: Eukaryota; Fungi; Ascomycota; Sordariomycetes; Sordariales; Chaetomiaceae
Exons: 4
Coding region: 345-6524 (2059 amino acids)
Biological process (GO): termination of RNA polymerase II transcription
Cellular component (GO): nuclear body
Molecular function (GO): transcription termination site sequence-specific DNA binding; helicase activity
Source: RefSeq, a predicted model, not a curated record
GGCGACGGUCCGCACCGGAAAGAUACUACCUACUUGGUGGGCAUUGGGGGAACCUGCCGUAUCCGGGCUUCUCUGGGUCCUUUUUUUCUUUCAUCGUCUUCGAUCGUGCUGGCCGCUCUCUUUGCCUGUUUGGGGCUUUUCAAAGCUUGAAUUCUGCUGUUUCCUCUUCAGACGAACCCGCCCUUCAGCCCUAAUUAUUCCGCAAGCUCUUUGCAUUGCAUCCUCAGAAUAACGGAGGGUCUCCGAAGGAUGGUCUGGUCCUUUACUAAGGUCCCUAUUCUCGAGUUUUCUCCUCCACUUUCACCCGAAGCAAGUCACUCUCGCUCCUCAUUUUUGUGGUUGCCAUGGAGUCGAGCGCUCUUCUCCAGUCGGCCGUUGCGUGGCACCGUGACUUCGAGGACCGACCACCCGACGCUCACCUCUGCUGCCCCAAGGUGAACCACGAUGACUUUGCCAAUUACGAUGAGCCAGACGUUCCCGAUGAAGACGGAUUAUCGGUCGAGGAGAAGAAACGCCGAAUCGAGGAAUACGAGGCCCGGUUCCAGAACGUCUACAACCUCAGCAUCAUGAUGGGCCUCGGGAGGGAGGUGGCCGGGGAAUGGCUGGAUAACUGGACACAGGCCGUGGACGAAUGUCUCAGAGGAUGCGAUUCGUGUGUUAAGAAUUGGCAUCGCAAUCGUGACCCCUACCUCAACGGCCUGCACCUCGCUCCGGAGAAGGUCGAUUAUAUGCGGAAGAUGCUCAGUGACUUUGACAAGCAACGCAUAGACAAGGGCCUUCGGAAAGCGAGGCAACUCCUCGAGGUCCACGGCCCUAUGUCGUCAGCUAAACUGGCCGACCUUGACAUGUCGGCUGUCUUGGCUCUCUUCGAGGCUCUUUGCAGCAUCGACUAUCUUAGCCGCCCCGAGGGCCUCGAUGACUUCAACUACGUUUUCGAGAAGACGCAACAAAAAAAGCCACUGCGAAUGCAAGGGGGCCUCAUCCCCUCCAUGACCUAUUUUCUUUUCGACGAAUCCUCGGAUUCCUAUAGGCAAAAGUUCGCAGAAUGCGCUUGGGAAAAGCGGCCACCUGGUUCUCUCACGGACCAGGAGUGGGACUGGGCCAUCUGCCCGUAUUUGUCCUCCGCGAUAUUGAAGGUAUCCCUGUCCAGAGGAAUGCCCAGUCCGGACAGGAUAUGCAAGUUUUGGCGAGCCUUCUCCUUCGUCCUUCAGUCCUUGAGCGAGAAGCAAAUCAUCAAUUCCCUUCGGGCAAUGGAGGUGACGCCGAGCGUCUACUUUCUCGCCCUCGAACACCUGGUUACCGACUCUGAGGAGGCCCUGGCCGUGGUUCUCAAGGCUCUUCGCGCACUCAUGGAAAAAUCCGCAACCGCGUUUUGGGGUGCUUUUGAUCAGGUCCCUCCCAACCAGUUCAUUGAGGAGAUCUUUAAAAGCCCGGCCUUUCGCCGCUUCUUGAACAAAUCCCUGACUCCGGACAUGAUGGUCACCGAAGAGGAUGGUCAAAUGCCGGCUUUGGCCGCUUGGAUGAAGGCAUAUAUUCGCUCUUUGCCCUCCAUGCACCGCUCGGAUGUGUGCGAAUCGCUUCUGCGACAUCUUUUCGACACCUUCCGCCGCGAUCCCACCGCCGACCGACCCACUCAAACGACCUGCACUCUAGCAGGAUUGGUUGCCCUCAACGAGUCGCUCUGUGGCUACCUGUAUCAAAAGGACCCAUUCGACACGGGCACUGCGCUCAUCAUGGUCAACCAGUUACUCAACCGAGUGGUACAGUACAGUGAUGUGAUCAUCACAGCCGCCGGUCUCAAACCUGGAGACACUCUCAAUAUCGGCAUUUCUCAAGCCGCCACGGGCAUUAUCCACUCUGCGCUUGCACUUGACUCCAGGGCGACCGAGAUCGAGUGUAGGGCUUUGAUCGAAGGAAAACCGGUCCAAGAUGCCGUCAACCGGGACUCGGGAGCACUCUGGGAGUCCUUCUUAGAGAUGCUCUGGUAUGGACAGCCCGGGCACCUCGAGCUAGCGAAGGCCAUGCUCAUGGCGACCUUGCCCUUGAGAAACAUUGAAUGCUUCAUCCCCAAGCGCAAAGAGCAACUCAAGCCGAGCCAGCAAAGAUUCAAUCAGAGGUAUCAGCAGCAGACAGCCGCGAUAGGGAGGAUGCUCGGCCGCCUGUCCGAUUUCAAGCAGGCCGACCUGGACAAGCUUUGCUCAGAGCCGCAGAGGUCGGCCAUCCGUCCCAUAAUGUCGUCGCUGAUCCACGGCGAAGAUACCAUCCGCGAAGCUGGGUUUGAACUGCUAAAGGCCAUUACGGAUGAGAGCCUUCCAUCGGAGGCAGUGGGCAAGAUGCUAGAUAAUUAUUUCACCUCCUUCUUGAAUGCCUUCUCGGAGGCAGCAAACAGUCUCACCGCCAAGAGGGAUCUUAGUAGCCCCUGGAGCCAUAUGCUGCCGACCCUGAAGUGCAGCGAGUUUGUCCUGAACGGCCUCUGUGACCCUUCUUCGGGUCAGCUGAGGCGUAAGGUGCUCACGAACGAGGAGCGCGUUGCUGUCAAGCGGUGGUGGGAGUGCGUGUGGCGUAUCGUGGACCAUUCAUUCGGGAUGAUGAGGAUGUGGCACGAAAAGGUCGACAAGAAGAUAAUGGAGGACUUCUGUCGAGACGUCAUGGAACUGGGCAACAAGCUGUUCGCCCAAGACGGAGUCAUGGCUUCAGCUUUGAGCCAACAUAGCGUCGACGAUAUCGCAAGAACCAACGGAGAUGCGACAGCAGAGGCGAUGAGGGGGGUUCUAGAGCCGCCUCUGCGAGCUUCGCUUUCCCUAACCGACAUGCUGCAGCUCAGGGAUAAGUACCUGAUCAUGGGCAUUAUCGAGAUGAUCAAGAAGCUCCUUGCAAGAUUGAACCAGAACGGCAUGGUUCUCCCCAACAGAACUAUAAUGCACCUCGACAGCAUGCUCAAAAAGAGGAAGCUUAAUGAUGGAAGGAUAGAUUAUGCUCAGAAAACGAAUCUGACCAACGAGCAGAAGAUUGAGCUGCUCAAGGCGCUUGGGGAGGAUGCAGUGAUUGAAGAACAGUUUAUGGGCACCAAAUCCGGAGAGAAGGAAGCCAACGAGCGGUCGAUGAAGCAAAGCAAGAUUGAUUUCUCCAAGAUGGGCUUGAGCCUAUCAUCCGGGAAUGUCAAAGAUCAACUUGCCGCCAUAACCCCCAACUUUGAGAGACGCGGUUCGGCGUUGAUGGCAAAACUGAAAGAGGAGGUUCCGAAGCCUAAGCAGCCAACCAAACUAGAUCAGAAGGCUAUCUUGGCCAACCAGCAAUCCAUCAAAGAAGCUAGGGCUAGGGAGAAGGCGGAGAAGGCAAAGCGAGAUGCCGAGGCCAUCGCCAGAGCGAAGGCUUUGCGAGCUCCGCCCAAGACUGUCCCCGGAGAAGGCUCCGGUCUCCAGGGUAUCGCCGCUGUCCGGGGCAAGGAUCACGCGCCGGUCGUCAAGGACGAGAUCAUGGUUGGUUCGUCCUCGGAAGAGGAAGACGACUCCGAGGACGAAGAGAUUGCUCUCAAAGCGAAGGCCGGGAACAAGAAUCUUGGCGAGGCAGAACGCCGCCGGAUGCUCAUGCUGGCCGAAAAGAGGGGUCCUGUGAAGAAGGUCAAGCUUCAGAGGUCUGCCAAGGACAUGCGGGCGCGCUUGAUUCCGCCCAUGGACGUCCUACACCAGGCAAUUCUGGAGUGGGACAUUUUCCACGAGGGCAAUGACCCUCCCAACGGUUACCGGUGCGACCGCGUCUCCGACACCUACCCGGACCCUAUUAGUUACAAGCAAACCUUCUUUCCCCUGCUCAUCAACGAGGCCUGGCGUUCAUUUGUCACUGCCAAGGACGAGGCCACGUCCAAACCGUUUGGCAUCAAGGUGCUCAGCCGCAUGACGGUCGACAAGUUUAUGGAGGUUACUGCCUCCGUGCCCGCACAAGUCAGUAAGGACAGGGGUCUAUCUGAGGGAGACAUUGUUAUUAUCUCGCAAGGGCAUGAUCCGCUCAAUCAGCCGCAAGAGCUGCACUGUCUCUCACGUAUCUGGAAGACAACCUACAAAAAGGAUACCGUUGAAGUCGUCUACCGUCUGAACGCCAAAGGAAACCAGAUCUUGCCCGCCCUCCUUCCUGGUUCUGAGUUCAACGUCGUCAAGAUCACAAACAUGACGACCAUCGAACGCGAGUACGCCGCGUUGGAGAGCCUACAGUACUACGACCUCAUGGACGAAGUCCUGAAAGCGCAGCCGUCGCCGAUGCUGACCUUUGGCGACGAGGCGGUCAGGGGGGUCAUGGAGAACUACCAACUUAAUCCUGGCCAAGCGCGUGCGAUCCUGAAUGCCAAAGAGAACGACGGGUUUACAUUGAUUCAGGGGCCGCCGGGAACCGGCAAGACCAAAACCAUUGUUGCUAUGGUUGGCUGCCUCCUGACGGGGGUCCUGAAAUCGUCUUCAAAUGCGGUGCCCCUCUCUAGGCCUGGUGCCGCGUCCGCUAAUCAAGCGCCUUCGAAGAAGCUGCUCGUCUGCGCUCCCAGCAAUGCUGCGGUGGACGAAUUGGUGCUGCGUUUGAAAGCUGGUGUCAAAACGAUGAACGGGACGUUUCAUAAGAUCGAGGUCUUGCGUCUGGGUCGCAGCGACGCGAUUAACGCUGCGGUCAAAGAUGUGACACUUGACGAGCUCGUCAAGGCCCGGUUGGACAGCGAAAUCAAUAACAGCGGCCCCAGCGACCGCGAGAAACUGCACCAGGAGGCCGGCCAGCUCAAAGAGAAGAUCGCCGAGCUGCGGCCUCAGCUCGAGGCAGCUCGGGCAAGCGAUAACCGCGCGUUCACCAUGAAGUUGCAGCGCGAGUUCGACGAGCUGAAACGACGUCAGGCCCAUAUCGGCGCCCAGAUUGACGCCAACAAGAAUGACGGAAACACGUUUGCGCGCGAGGUCGAGAUCAAGCGCCGACAAAUCCAGCAAGAGAUUCUCGACAAGGCCCAGGUUCUUUGCGCCACCCUGAGCGGCAGCGGUCACGAGAUGUUCAAGAAUCUCAAUGUCGAGUUUGAGACAGUCAUCAUUGAUGAGGCGGCGCAGUGCGUGGAGCUGAGUGCCCUCAUCCCGCUCAAAUACGGCUGUUCCAAGUGCAUCCUGGUCGGUGAUCCGAAGCAGCUGCCCCCGACAGUGCUCUCGCAAUCUGCUGCGAGGUACGGUUACGACCAGAGUUUGUUUGUGCGGAUGCAGAAGAAUCAUGCCAAGGACGUCCACCUGCUCGACAUGCAAUACCGCAUGCACCCAGAAAUCAGUAGGUUUCCAAGCCAAGAAUUUUACGAGGGCCUGUUACAAGACGGCGCCGAUAUGGGACGGCUCCGUCUGCAACCCUGGCAUGAGAGCGAACUUCUUGGGCCUUACCGAUUCUUCGAUGUUAAGGGCUCGCAGUCACGCGGCCCCAAGAAUCAGUCGCUGGUGAACGAGGAGGAGCUCAAGGUUGCCAUGCAGCUUUACCGUCGUUUCCGUACCGACUACGGCAAAGUUGAGCUGAAGGGCAAGAUUGGCAUCAUUACUCCCUAUAAGGCCCAGUUGCUCCGACUCCGGCAGCGGUUCACGGAGAAAUAUGGCGAAGGGAUUACCGAGGAGAUCGAGUUCAACACCACGGACGCGUUCCAGGGUCGCGAGUGCGAAAUCAUCAUCUUCUCCUGUGUCCGAGCCAGUCCGACAGGCGGCAUCGGUUUCAUGACGGAUAUUCGCCGUAUGAACGUCGGCCUGACCCGCGCCAAGUCGUCUCUAUGGAUCUUGGGUGACUCUCGUGCGCUGGUGCAAGGCGAGUUUUGGAGCAAACUCAUCGAGGAUGCGAAGCGGCGCGACCGCUACACCAGCGGUAACAUCUUGGCGCUACUCGACCGACCGGGCAAAAAGGUACCGCUACCAACAUUUGCUGGGUCAGUCUCUGAACAGCCCCGGCUCCAGGAUGGCAUGGCAUUGGACGAUGUCGCCAUGACAGACGCGCCAGAGACUCCGCCGCAGAGACCUUCGGGGAGCAGUACUCCGGCGCCGCUGGGCCCCGGGCCAGCAAAGCCGCAGGUCCAGGAAGAACCCCAGGCUCCUCCAACACUACCAUAUCGUGGUGCAGGCAUCGGUGGCCUCAAUGAGAAGGGAGAGGUCACGUCAAUGCUGCCGAGGGGCGGAGACGCCCCCGUCAUCCAGUCGACCACCGGGUCAGCGGGGAAGAAGCGGGCGCGGGAGGAAAACGAUGACGGCCGUCCGAGCACGAAGAAGAUGAAUCCCAGCUCAGACCAAGGCCCUGUGAAGAUUCCGACAGGCCCGAGUAGGCAGAAACAACCGAAACCUCCAGUUGAUCCUUCAGCAAUGGAAGUGCUGGGUUUGGUUCCGCCGGAGCGGCCACCUGCUCAGCCAUCGCGACCCGCUCAACCGCAAGUCAGGCUGCCCGCUGGCCCUCGGCCGCCCAAUCCAGGUUCUAAUGCGCCAAAGGGCCCACCAAAGAAGCCGGGUGCAGACCCGUUCAUCAGACGAAAGCCAGGCAAACGUUGACGACGGUAGUUGUACCGCCAAUCUUCGGUAGCUUUGAACUUCUUUUUUUUCCUUCUAUUCUUUUCUUUGUUUUAUUUCUAGGUCGACCACCAGGUUUCCUACGCGGGCUGUUUUUCCUCUUUUGGA